Megachile rotundata (alfalfa leafcutting bee) is the source of this 2187-nucleotide messenger RNA. Its product is annotated as actin related protein 1. NCBI's taxonomy places the organism in Eukaryota, Metazoa, Arthropoda, Insecta, Hymenoptera, Megachilidae. The record is from RefSeq and is a predicted model, not a curated record.
CGACCACACCUUUGGGCGAGUCUACAUGACACGGUACCGGCCACGAUCUCACUCACAGUACUCGCAACUCGCAGCUCUCGAGUCUUGCUCUGUCGUGUCGAUAGUAUACUUGCGGUAUCCUUUUGCCGAUCAACGAUCACCUAUUACGUUGGUUACUUUCUGUUCUUAAAAGAUAAAUCAACAGACUAAACAUGUGUGACGAAGAAGUUGCCGCACUCGUAGUUGAUAAUGGCUCCGGUAUGUGCAAAGCCGGUUUCGCCGGAGACGACGCGCCCCGCGCCGUUUUCCCAUCCAUCGUUGGUAGACCACGCCACCAGGGUGUCAUGGUUGGUAUGGGACAGAAGGAUUCCUAUGUAGGUGACGAAGCUCAAUCAAAGAGAGGUAUUCUCACGCUGAAAUACCCAAUUGAGCACGGAAUUGUCACCAACUGGGACGACAUGGAGAAGAUCUGGCAUCACACGUUCUACAACGAGCUGCGAGUGGCCCCUGAAGAACACCCAGUACUUCUCACCGAAGCUCCACUUAACCCUAAAGCUAACCGUGAAAAGAUGACACAAAUCAUGUUCGAAACAUUCAACACCCCUGCUAUGUACGUCGCUAUUCAGGCCGUACUUUCGCUGUACGCUUCCGGUCGUACCACUGGUAUCGUAUUGGACUCUGGUGACGGUGUUUCGCACACUGUACCAAUCUACGAAGGAUAUGCUCUCCCUCACGCUAUCCUCCGUCUGGAUUUGGCUGGCCGUGAUUUGACCGACUACCUCAUGAAGAUCCUUACCGAAAGAGGAUACUCCUUCACCACCACGGCCGAACGUGAAAUUGUUCGUGACAUCAAGGAGAAGCUCUGUUACGUCGCCCUCGACUUCGAACAGGAAAUGGCUACUGCUGCAUCCUCUUCUAGUUUGGAAAAGAGUUAUGAACUUCCUGACGGUCAAGUAAUUACAAUUGGUAACGAGAGAUUCCGUUGUCCUGAAGCUCUCUUCCAGCCAUCCUUCUUGGGUAUGGAAUCCUGCGGUAUCCAUGAAACUACAUACAACUCCAUCAUGAAGUGCGAUGUCGACAUCCGUAAAGACCUCUACGCUAAUACUGUUCUGUCUGGUGGUACUACCAUGUACCCUGGAAUUGCGGACAGAAUGCAGAAAGAAAUUACUUCCCUAGCACCAUCAACUAUGAAAAUCAAGAUCAUUGCGCCGCCUGAGAGGAAAUACUCCGUAUGGAUUGGUGGAUCGAUUCUUGCGUCUUUGUCUACCUUCCAGCAAAUGUGGAUCUCUAAACAAGAAUACGACGAGUCAGGACCAUCAAUCGUUCACAGGAAGUGCUUCUAAGCGCAUCUUUGAUAUUCCUCUUGCAUACUAUCAUUCCCUGAAUCCCGAGAGCGGCCUCUGUCUCGUUUUACAGGCGGACGUAACAUCAACUUCCGCGAUAAUUGUCUUUUGGUUGUAAUUUAAGAUACAGUAAUGCCUUUGCUCCAUUCAUUUUUCAUCAUUUAAUUUAGACACUACUGUAUCUUAAACAUACUUUCCGAAUUCCUAAAUACCUUUCCUAUCCUCUAUCAAAUCCUUUGUAUUAUAUAUUCAAGUAACAUUGCCUACGGUAACAUCUAGCUAACCACCCUCACGAAAAAAAAACAUCUUUCUUAUUACGAUAUUUCAUUAUACGAUCGAAAGUAAUUUGUUGUAAUAUCAAAUGUAUUUGUCGAUUCGACGUUCAUGAAUUUGAGCUGCAAAACAUUGCGUAAAUUAUAUCUUGGAAUAUCGUCGUUUGAUGCAGAAUAUUCUCGAUGCACGGAAGGUUCUUUAAUUCUUAUCCUCCGAUUAAAAUGCAUUCCGCUACUUCUUUGCUCCGCGAUAUUUAAGACUUUUGUGUCAGUCUUUUGAGAAUUCAUUCCUAGCGGAGAUAGGUUUUCAAUUUAUUAAUCAUAUUGUUUUUUUCUUUUUUACCGUUACCAAUCGUUGAGGGAAAAAGAUGGCUCUUUCCUUUUUUUUUUUUAAUAAUGGGGGAGACCGCUAACCCAGAAAAGUAUCCCACAAACGCUCGCUCAAACGAAUGAAAAGACACGGUUUCGACCCCGCAAGCGUAGCCAAAGUAUUAUAAUUUAUUCCCAUUGUAUUGUGCAAGACCAUUCACGUACACAUCUUAAAGACUACUUUAGACUUAUGGGAUUAUAAAAUAAAACUCUUAAAAACAUUA